GAAUUGGGCAAUUCCCUGGACAAGUGCAAGAACAACGAGAACGUGCAGCAGAUCCUGACCAACGCCACCAUCAUGGUGGUCAGCGUCACCGCCUCCACCACCCAGGGGCAGCAGCUGUCUGAGGAGUCUCAAAAUCCCCCCAAAAUUUUGGGAAUUUCCCCAGAAUUUUGGGAAUUGCCCCAAAAUUCCCAAAAUUUCCUGGAAUUCCAGGUGGGGUAUGAGCUGAAGGAGGAGAUCGAGCGCAAGUUCGACAAGUGGCAGGAGCCGCCCCCGGUCAAGCAGGUGAAGCCGCUGCCGGCGCCGCUGGACGGGCAGAGGAAGAAGAGGGGGGGCCGGCGCUACCGGAAGAUGAAGGAACGCCUGGGGCUGACGGAGAUCCGCAAACAGGCCAACAGGAUGAGCUUUGGGGAGAUUGAGGAGGACGCCUACCAGGAGGACCUGGGCUUCAGCCUGGGCCACCUGGGCAAGGCCGGCAGCGGCCGCGUGCGCCAGACCCAGGUCAACGAGGCCACCAAGGCCCGGAUCAGCAAAACCCUGCAGAGGACGCUGCAGAAGCAGAGCGUGGUGUACGGCGGCAAAUCCACCAUCCGGGACCGGAGCUCGGGCACGGCCUCGAGCGUGGCCUUCACCCCCCUGCAGGUGGGGAGGGCCCCCCCCGUUUGUGUUUCUUUCCUGAACUUUCUAUAA
This is a messenger RNA of Passer montanus (Eurasian tree sparrow), 687 nucleotides long. RefSeq names its product U4/U6 small nuclear ribonucleoprotein Prp31-like. NCBI's taxonomy places the organism in Eukaryota, Metazoa, Chordata, Aves, Passeriformes, Passeridae. The transcript has 6 exons. The record is from RefSeq and is a predicted model, not a curated record. Gene Ontology annotation, cellular component: U4 snRNP; U4/U6 x U5 tri-snRNP complex; precatalytic spliceosome. Gene Ontology annotation, biological process: spliceosomal tri-snRNP complex assembly; mRNA splicing, via spliceosome. The annotation marks the transcript as partial.